AUGAAUCUGCUCCAUGUUUUUGGGUUUGGUUUAAAGGUGGGGCAUCUGGUUUGGAUGUUAUGUUGCUGGAUAGCAUCGACGAUCUCGAUGAAUUGGUUCAUUAAUGGUGGAUUUAAGGACCUCAAGGGUGUCCUCCUUGGUGAUAGUGGUAGCAAGAUGUGGUUCAAAUGUUGGGAUGAAAUCUCAAGCUUCAGCUUCAGGAUGCACCAUCAGUACUACCAGUAUAUUGGUUCCAAGAGAGUUUGCAAGUCAUGGUGGAGAAAGCUCAUAUUUUCAUGGAUAAUUGGUUGGACCUUGGCUUCUGUUUGGAUCUUUUGUUAUAUGAGCACUCUUGCUACCGAAAAGCGCAAGGAAACGCUAGCGAGCAUGUGCGAUGAGAGAGCUAGGAUGUUGCAGGAUCAGUUUAAUGUAAGCAUGAACCAUAUCCAUGCUAUGUCUAUUUUGAUCUCAACUUUCCACCAUGGGAAAACCCCGUCUGCUAUUGACCAGAGGACUUUUGCGAGGUACACCGAACGAACUGCUUUCGAGAGGCCCCUCACAAGUGGUGUAGCAUAUGCCGUAAGGGUGCUCCACUCCGAAAGAGAACAAUUCGAGAGGCAACAGGGUUGGACUAUUAAGAGGAUGAAUAAUCUUGAACCAUCACCAAUUCAGGAAGAAUAUGCUCCUGUUAUAUUUGCCCAGGAUAUCGUUUCACAUGUAGUUUCUCUUGAUAUGCUGUCGGGAAAGGAGGAUCGUCAGAACGUGUUGCGUGCCAGAAGAUCUGGAAAAGGAGUGUUAACAGCUCCUUUUAGGUUACUCAAAACAAACCGUCUUGGAGUUAUUUUGACAUUUGCAGUUUACAAGAGGGAUCUUUCCUCAAAUGCAACUCCUAACGAGAGGAUUCAAGCAACUGACGGGUAUCUUGGUGGAGUGUUCGAUAUUGAGUCACUAGUGGAGAAGUUGCUACAACAGCUUUCAAGUAAACAAACAAUUCUUGUGAAUGUGUUUGACACAUCAAAUCAGUCUUACCCUAUCAGUAUGUAUGGUUCUAAUGCAUCCAAUGAUGGGUUGGAGCACGUCAGUCAUCUUAAUUUUGGAGAUCCUUUUAGAAAGCACGAGAUGCGCUGCAGGUUUAAGCAAAAGCCUCCAUGGCCAUGGUUUGCAAUAACUACUUCAAUUGGUGUCCUUGUAAUUGCAUUACUUGUUGGGCAUAUCUUCCAUGCAACUGUUAAUCGAAUUGCUAGGGUGGAAGAUGAUUGCCAUAAGAUGAUGGAGCUCAAAAAACAGGCUGAGACAGCUGAUGUUGCCAAAUCUCAGUUUCUUGCUACCGUUUCCCAUGAAAUCAGAACCCCAAUGAAUGGUGUUCUUGGAAUGUUGGAUAUGCUUAUGGACACAGUUUUAGAUGUUACACAACUAGAUUAUGUCAGAACUGCUCAAGCUAGUGGAAAGGCACUGGUUGCACUCAUAAAUGAGGUUUUGGAUCAGGCUAAGAUUGAAUCUGGUAAGCUAGAGCUUGAGGAAGUGCAGUUUGAUCUACGAGCCAUCUUGGAUGAUGUGUUGUCACUAUUUUCUGGGAAGUCUCAGGACAAAGGAGUAGAGUUGGCUGUUUACAUUUCUGAUAGAGUGCCUGAGAUGCUAAUUGGUGACCCCGGGAGGUUUAGACAAAUCAUCACCAAUCUCAUGGGAAACUCGAUUAAAUUCACUGAGAAAGGGCACAUCAUUGUUACUGUUCAUCUUGUGGAGGAGGUAAUUGAUUCAAUAGAAGUUGAGACAGAAUAUUCAUCAAAGAACACCUUGAGUGGUUUCCCUGUUGCAGAUAGACGUCAGAGCUGGAAAGCAUUUAGAACUUUCGGUCAAGAAGGAUCCGUGCAUCCUUCCUCUGACAGCAUUAAUCUUAUUGUAUCAGUUGAAGAUACAGGAGAAGGAAUCCCCCCAGAAGCACAGCCUCGUGUUUUCACUCCUUUUAUGCAAGUUGGCCCUUCUAUUUCCCGAACACAUGGAGGCACGGGCAUCGGAUUAAGCAUAAGCAAAUGUUUGGUUGGUCUAAUGAAAGGAGAAAUUGGUUUUGUUAGCAUUCCCAAGGUUGGUUCCACCUUCACAUUUACUGCUGUUUUUGCCAGUGGCAGCUCUAGUCCAAAGGAGUUCAAGAGCCAACAAAUCAACAGCCAGUCUAAUACUGUUUCCUCAGAGCUUCAUGGGAUGAGAGCAUUAGUUAUGGAUCCUAGACCUGUCCGGUCCAAGGUGUCAACAUAUCAUAUUCAACGUCUGGGAAUUCAUGUUGAAGUAGUUUCUCAUUGGAAACAAGGUUUAUCUAUGAACAAUGUAAUCCACAUGGUUCUCAUCGAACAAGAAGUUUGGGAUAGAGAUCUAAACAGUUUGGGUCUAUUCAUCAAUAAUUUGGAGAAAAUAGGUCACGGUACUCCUCCAAAGGUAUUCCUUUUUUCUAAUUCCAUAAAUUCUUCCAGAGGAAAUACUACUACUGGUUCCUGUGACUUGACCAUCAUCUCAAAGCCGUUGAGAGCUAGCAUGUUAGCGGCAUCUCUACAACGAGCUAUGGGCAUUGGGAACAAAGGGAAUCCCCGUAAUGCGGAGUUACCAAGCUUGUCUCUUCGGAAUCUUCUUCUUGGGAGAAAAAUUCUAAUUGUAGAUGACAACAAUGUGAACCUGAAAGUUGCUGCUGGUGCUUUGAGAAAAUAUGGAGCUGAUGUGAUUAGUGCCACGAGAGGAAUAGCUGCUAUUGAACUGCUUACACCACCUCACCAAUUUGACGCCUGUUUCAUGGAUAUCCAAAUGCCGGAAAUGGAUGGGUUCGAAGCUACAAGGAGAAUUCGGAAUGUGGAACAGAACAUCAAUAAUCGUAUUCAAUUUGGAGAACUAUCAAUAGAUGCUUGUAAAAAUGUUUUAAACUGGCAUGUACCCAUCUUGGCUAUGACAGCAGACGUUAUCCAAGCUACACACGAGGAAUGCCUACGGUGUGGAAUGGACGGAUAUGUGUCGAAACCAUUCGAAGCAGAGCAAUUAUACCUGGAAGUUUCACGAUUUUUCCAAUAGAACAUUAUUAGAUCAGAAUCUGUAGGAAGAACAUCUACUCGUAACAUGCCAUUGGCAUCAAUAGGACUGCCUCCACUCCGGCAUUCUUUGGGGUAAAUAAAUUCAGAUACUUCCCAGCAGGAACAUUUGUUUUUGGUUGCAGAGUGUACAUAGAAUCAUAUGCUUGAACAUAGGGAUUUGCUUGUGUUUUACAAUGAAGAUAACAAAGCUUGCUGAUCUUGGUAAAUUUAGAUACAUGUGCAGUAAAAAAACUUAUUGACUCUGGGGUAAGGAAAAAGAAGUUACCAAAUGGAAAUGGAUAGAAGAAAUUCAAUUCCAGUUCCUGUAUGUAGAAAAUUGCAGGUAUCCUCCCUUGUGUCGGUAAUAAAAACUCCUGCAAAUUGAAACCUGUUCUCGCUGGACAUUAUUUAUUGUACCAUAGUGACCAAUUGAAUUGAAAGAAUUGAAGGUUGCUUGCUUCUCAGAGACUCAGGUGGAGAUUGCACCCUUUUACACUAACCUUGUAUGAAUAAACGACUGAUUACUUUUUCUUUUUUUGGUUAAGCCUGUUUACACUAUUAGAGAAGUAUAAAUAGUUUGAAGAUCAGUUUUGUAUAAAUUAUAUAUAUUUUAUUUAAUUAUCAGUGUCUGAUUUAUUAUUCGAC
This is a messenger RNA of Hibiscus syriacus, 3674 nucleotides long. Its product is annotated as histidine kinase 3-like. Bases 1 to 3030 code for a protein of 1009 amino acids. Gene Ontology annotation, biological process: phosphorelay signal transduction system; phosphorylation. The transcript has 11 exons. NCBI's taxonomy places the organism in Eukaryota, Viridiplantae, Streptophyta, Magnoliopsida, Malvales, Malvaceae. The record is from RefSeq and is a predicted model, not a curated record. Gene Ontology annotation, molecular function: phosphorelay sensor kinase activity.